AUGAAAAUAUCGGGGAUUCUCUUCCUCGUUUCCUCUGUUUUCACGAAAAAACUCCAAUUCGCACCUUCCGGACCUUUUCAUGAAAAAUGCCAGGCUGGAUCGUAUCCUGAAAAGCGGGUUCUGUGGCGCCCCAAAUCGGCAGAAAUUAAUCUCGAUCUGGCCCCGAUUGAGCGCUGGAGCGAACUAGCGAAGACUUACUCGAAGGAGCUCCAUGCGGCGGUCAAUGACGUCGUCGUUCUCGCCGACAAGAUCGACGCGAAAAUCGUCCCCUUCGUCCGUGAGAAGCUUCCCGAGCUGGCCGAGACGCUUCCACAGAAUUACGUCGACGAGAUGAGCAGUCUUUCGCAGGGAGCUGGCCUUCCUUUCGGGGACAUCGUCCUUUUCAACAUUUUCUACGAAGCCUUUUCUGCCUGCACCAGUGUCGUAGCGAAGAACGGAAGCGGCGGAGUCCACCACGCGAGAAACAUGGAUUUCGGUCUCUUUCUGGGUUUCGACUUCAAAAACAUGACCUGGUCACUAACCGAGGCUCUCAGACCUAGUCUUAUCCAUUUGGAUUUCCUGAAAAAUGGCGAACUCCAAUUUUCGUCUGCCUCAUUCAUCGGCUACGUAGGAAUCUUCACCGCCGUGAAAAAACAAAAGUUCUCCUUGACGAUCAACGAGCGAUUCAAUAUAGAUGGCGGCUGGGUGGGCAUCCUUGAGUGGAUUCUUGGAAAACACUCGGCGAACUGGCUCGGCUUCCUCACUCGAGAUCUUUUUGAGAAAUGCGACGACUUCCGAUGCGCGCAAGAUCUUCUGAAGACAGCGGAAAUGGUUUCGCCAGUUUAUUUCGUUCUCGCCAGUGGAGAACGCCCCCUUGGAGAAAUAAUCGUGCGGGACCGAGAAGACGUAUCCCAAACGGUCAAAAUCGGCGAAGAAAGCGAUCCUUCCAAAUCGAGCAGCUGGUUCCUCCUUCAAACCAACUACGAUCCUUCUCAAGAGCCGCCAUUUUUCGACGAUCGCCGUCACCCCGCGCUCAAGUGCAUUUCCGAGCUUUCUUCCGAAAAUGCCUCUGGCGAAAAUUUCAUUACGAAAGAAGCGCUUUUCGACGUUUUGUCAACUAAGCCCAGUUUAAACAUGUUGACUGUUUACACGAGUCUGAUCGACAUUCAAGAAGGGAGCAUCGAGUCUUUCGUGCGAGAAUGCCCCUUUCCCUGCACUCCUUGGUGA
Messenger RNA from Oikopleura dioica, 1206 nucleotides. Lineage: Eukaryota; Metazoa; Chordata; Appendicularia; Copelata; Oikopleuridae. The record is from the annotation of a GenBank genome assembly.